Arctia plantaginis is the source of this 420-nucleotide messenger RNA. The record is from the annotation of a GenBank genome assembly. Lineage: Eukaryota; Metazoa; Arthropoda; Insecta; Lepidoptera; Erebidae.
AUGAACACAGUGAAAGUAGUCGUUAAAAACGUACCUGAUUACGGAGCAUCAAGAGAAAGGAAUGAUCUUGGUUUCCUAACUUUCGAUCUGAAGACUGAUCUUUCUCAUCUAUUCAACUGGAACGUGAAGCAACUGUUCCUGUACCUUACGGCUGAGUACAUCACACCUAACAAUGAGUUAAACCAAGUGGUACUUUGGGACAAAAUUAUUCUUAGAGGAGAAAAUGCUCUCUUAGACUUCAAAAACAUGAACACAAAAUACUAUUUCUGGGAUGAUGGCAAUGGCUUGAAGGGCCACCACAAUGUCACAUUAACCUUAUCAUGGAAUAUCAUUCCUAAUGCAGGUUUGUUGCCAAAUAUUCAAGCUCUCGGCCAGCACUCCUUUAAGUUCCCCACAGACUACACUCAAACGAGGGUAUGA